GGAAACGAAUACUGUCCUGAAAAACAUGCUCAGGAAGUUGAGGGAUAUAGAGGUAGAGCACCAUGGCUGCAGCCAGAUGCUGAAGCUCCAGGCCAAUCGUCUGGAUUUCAAGGAAAAACGUCAGGAGAGGCUCAUCAAGGAACUGGAGGCAGCUACAGUGAAAACAAAGAAACUGGAGGAAAAUGCUGAAGCAGCGAGACUAGCACAUAUAGAAUGUAAAUACACGACAGAAAUCAUGCAGUUAAGAAUUCAAGAACUUGAAGAUGCUCUGAAUGAAGAGCAAGGCGGCAGGAGAGAAGCUUUUAUAGUGGUAGCACAGAAAGAUUUCAGAGAGUCAGAAAAUGCACAGGAAAGAGGAAAAAAAGAUUUACAAAGACAACCUUCAUCCUUAAAUGUGCAAUGCAGAGAGGGGGCUAAGGAUAGGAACGAAACUGAAGAGCCCUCUGGGAGAUUAGUGAAUGCUGCAACCAGCUUCAGCCUGCAUGAAGGCCCAGAGGAUUUCAAACCACAGGACUGUCCUGAGCAGAGCAAGCUGCCCAUCCUCCUAAACUUAUACCAGAGAAUGGCAGAUAGCCAUGUGCUUGCCAAACGGCCAAACGUUCCCCUGGAAAGAUUACCUUGGACAGAGUUUUGUGUACUCUUGUAUGAGAAUGUUGAAGCCCUGAUCUUGAAUUUCCACAAGGCAAAUGAGAGGAUAUCUCACCUAGAAUAUAUUUGCAAGCACAAGACUGACACUAUGAAUGACCUUCAGCAGAACCAGGAGGAUGCUUUGGAGAAAAUGUCUGAGCAGUUAAAAGCACAGGCACAUUGCUUGCAGAAAGAAAAACAAUAUCUUGAGCAGCAGUACUCAAAUCUCCUUGCAGAAGUUCAUGCAAGAGCACAGGAAUGUGAAGAAACAUCACAGAAAAACAGGCAAAAACUGUAUGGCCUUGAACAAAUGUGCGAGAAACUGGCCCAAGAAAACAGUUCUGUGAGAAAUACAUUAUCGAAUGUUUACAAGGACCACUCAUCUCUGCUGGCAGCCUGUGCACUGCUGUCAGGGGCCCUGUGUCCUCUCUAUGGCAGACAGUGUGCUAUGUCUUUCCAAAGAGACCUUCUCCAGGACCAGGUGAACCUCCGUGAAUUAGUGAACCAGGAGAUCAGGACCCUCCUUAAUGCUCUCCCUACUAACGUGGAAAACAAUCAAGAUGAAGCAAGGCUGAGGCAGAGAAGAGCCAAACACCUGCUUUAUGUGUUCCGAAGAGCUGUGAUAGCAGUUCUGGCCUCCAACAGGCUUAGAGCUCUGGCCCAAAAUUCUUGCUCCUUUUUUGUCUGGACAGAUGGCUCAAGAGGAAGCCUUGGAAUUCAAGUUUGUGUGGGAGAAUCCAGAGGCAGGCAUCAUGGGGCACGUUUUGAAGAGGAAGGAGUUGACUGUAUUGAAGCACUUGAUUGGUUGACUAGCUCUAACCUCUAUGCUGCAAUAGUCAGUUCCCUCUCUGAACUGCAUGACAUUCUCAGCACACCAGAUCCAAACUCCUGGCUUUCUGGACACUCACUUAUCAGUGCAGCCAGGAACUCCUUUUCAAAACUGAUGGACAAUCUGAGCGUAUUGAUGGAGACAGUUCAAGGGAAACCUUGUGGUUGCAGAGCUUACCUGGAGAGGGACUCCCUGAUACAGAGGCUGGCUUGUGGACUUCACAGAGUGAAUGCCCAGGCCCUGGAAGCUGGAUUUUAUGACAGACUGCCCAGCACAAGAAACAUAGCAAUCUUGCAGCAAGAAGUAUUUAAAUUAUCACGAAGGCUUCAUACAGCAGAGGUAGAGUCCCACUCACUGCACCUACAGCUUGCAGAAUUCAAAUGGACUUUCAAUGAGAUGCAGAAGGAUGCUGAAAAAGCCCACAGACUUCAAGAGCAGUUAAAUGCACUUCAAAAUAAAAUAAUCACCCAAGACAAUAUACAUGACGAACUGGAUAAAGCUUUGCAGCGUGAGCAUGAGGCAAGAUUGCUUUUACAAGAACACCAGCAACGGCUUCAGGAGUUAAGUGAUAGACUAGAAUUGCACACAUGUGCAGACCCAGAUAGAAACCAAGUCUCAAAGGCGUCUCUGAUGAGCCUCCAUGAUGCCACAGAGGAGCUGAGGAGAAGAGACCAAGUCCUGAAUCACCAGAAGAGUCUCCUGAAAGACAUAGAGCAGGACCGGCAGUGGCUGCAUGAGACUCUCCAGGAGGCAGAACGUGCCCUCCAACAGGCAGCAAAAGACAAAGAGUUGAUGAUUAAUCAUAUGAAAGCUGUUGAUGCCACCCUGAAUGCGAUCAAAGAUCAGGCCACGGCAUCAGGUGCUGCAGCAGCCACUACCCAACCGCUACUCCCCAGCCUGAAGCUUGAGACCCUUUCAGAGGAAGCAAGGAGGGGCAGGCCAGAGGCUACAGCAUUCCAGAAUGUGCUUAAAAGUUUUAUGGAGCUCUACUCACUGGCAUCUGCCAGACAUGAAGCAUUAACAACAGGAAGAGAAUCUUCAGGGGUUCACAUUAAACCUGAAGCAGCUGUUACACCUCCUGCUCCUCCUUCUAAAGGUAAGUCUGCUUUUCUAGCAAUUAGAGUCACUUGGAUGUGAGUUCUGAGACAGCAUCUCCCUUCAUGCUGCACAGC
This is a messenger RNA of Cyanistes caeruleus (blue tit), 2628 nucleotides long. Lineage: Eukaryota; Metazoa; Chordata; Aves; Passeriformes; Paridae. The record is from RefSeq and is a predicted model, not a curated record.